Molecule: messenger RNA, 726 nt
Organism: Euleptes europaea (tarantolino)
Lineage: Eukaryota; Metazoa; Chordata; Lepidosauria; Squamata; Sphaerodactylidae
Gene: BCL7B
Product: BAF chromatin remodeling complex subunit BCL7B
Exons: 6
Coding region: 3-677 (224 amino acids)
Source: RefSeq, a predicted model, not a curated record
GCAUGCGCGGCGGGCAGGAAGCGGCGGCAGCUGGUGCGGCGACAGGGGCUGCCGGGGCCACGGGCGCCAUGUCGGGCCGCUCGGUGCGGGCCGAGACCCGCAGCCGCGCCAAGGAUGACAUCAAAAAAGUGAUGGCGGCCAUCGAACGCGUUCGAAAAUGGGAGAAGAAGUGGGUGACUGUGGGAGACACAUCCCUUCGGAUAUUCAAGUGGGUGCCUGUAGCUGACAGCAAAGAGAAAGAGAAGUCCAAAUCCAGUAGCACUGCUGUCCGAGAGCCCAACGGUUUUCCAGCUGAAGCUGCAGCAAACUCGUCGCUCCUCCUGGAGUUUCAGGAUGAAAACAGUAAUCAGAGCUCCUUGUCGGACGCCUACCAGCUCAAGGCCGACAGCAGCCCCGCCUCCAGCCCCAGCCCCCAGCAGAGUGAGUCGAUGAGCCCCACGCACAACUCCGACUUCCGCACCGACGACUCGCAGCCGCCCACGCUGGGGCAGGAGCCCCUGGAAGAACCUGCCCUGCCUCCCUCCGAAGUAGCAGAUGAGCCUCCAACCCUCACGAAGGAAGAGCCAGGUCCUCCAGAGGCUCAGGCAGCUGGAGGGGAGGAAGAUUCCGGAGCACCUCCACUGAAGAAAUUUUGUCCCGACCAGAAUUCUGCGUGCCAUACAGCCUCCGAGAGCUAGCCAGCCAGCUUCUCCCCCUGCAAUGCGGUCCUUUCCCAAGAGUCCGUCU